UAUCUGCAAAACAAAUAUGGCGUCGUCCGGUAGUCGUGCUGCGGGUUCCUUGUUCUUACGUUUGGCCGGAUUGUCGGGUGCUUCUGCUGUAGGAUUGGGAGCCUACGGCACACAUGUGUUGAAGCCUAAGGCUGGUAUUGAACACGAAAAGCAGGUGUUUGAUUCAGCCAACAAGUACCAGUUCCUGCACACAUUGGCCCUGCUUGCAGUUCCGCUCACUAAGCGCCCCAUGUUGGUUGGCUCCUUGAUGGUCUCUGGGAUGACCUUGUUCUGUGUCCCGUGUUAUUACUAUGCAAUGACCAGCGACCCCGCCCUGGUGCCGGUGGCACCAUACGGAGGCACCAUACUGAUUGUAGCCUGGGCUGCGAUGGCCUUGUGAGUUUUCAAAUGCAGAUAGGCCGUCUUUCAUGUCGAAUGAAACAUUCUAAAACUUUAGCUUUAGAAACUCACCAAGCGAAACACUAUCCAAAAUUUGUGAGACGAGGGGGUGUUUUUAUUCUUGUGACUGCACGUUUUGGGGUAAUUUGUAAUUGUUAAGAAAGAUCUUUAAGUGAGAUUUAUUGACCAAAGUUUUCUUGCGCCAGUACAAGUCAUAUACAGAGCUACAAGUUCAACGUAUAUUUAACUUCACUUGAUAUCCUAGUUUGAAUUUUAGAUUCGGGAAAAUGGGAACAAAAAAUACCUUUUGAGACUGUAUAAUUAAUUAUAUCUAUAAUUGAAUUUCAAAUGCAGCAAUAUAUAUAUUUUAAUCACCAGAUGCUAGGGAAUAUAAAUUUUAGCCGACUACAAUAAUUUUGUCCGGAAACAAAAAGGACGGAAGUUACUGAUAGAGGCACUAUAGUGACGAAUUUGUAUUCGCUUAAGAUGUUUUAUUUCAGUACUUCAAAGACAUAAUAAUAUCGGGAUUAUCUCUUAGAGAACUCCCGCCGAGAUCCGUAUUCGAAGGGUUGGAAAAGCUAAAAUAAAUGAAUAAAUAACUUGAAAUCGUAAAAGUAUUGAAAGGCCUGGUGUUCGGUCUUAAGUAGCUCUUGAGGAAGAUGCUGCCUUUAUUGAAACGACAUACACUCAAUACUUAAUACACACCCACACAAUCGAGAUUCCGAAGUCGGAACAAAAGGAACAAGCAGAGCACAAUUUAGUCAUUUUAUUAAUUUUAGUGUAACUCACGCGUAUUAUAGGUUAUUUUUAUACAUCGCAGUAUGUAAAGAUUUCAAAUUACUAAUUACUAAUUAAGUAUGAUUUAGUAUACGGUUGCAGCCAUACAAAUAAUUAUUGUUUAUUUAUAUCAUCAUAUACAAGCUUGUAAUAGCCGUAAAAUACAAAAGGAUGAUUAUGCUACAUUUUCAAUGUAUGUGGCAUGGUAGUUAGUAGAAUUAUAUAUGCAUUCCUUACUAAAAUUUCACAGUGACCUUGAAUUUUGAUACAGUAUAAUUUUUAGUCAGUUGUUAAAAUAUGAUUGAAAGCUGUUGAAGGAAAACUGUAUGCGUACAUUAUUAGAUUUCCUGGACCUUUUUAUUAUUAUCCGGUUAUUGUUGGCGCAUUGAGCGAAAUUAUGGAAAAAUUUAAUCCGUUUGUGUUUUAUCCUCCAAAAUUGAUGCUUUUUUCAGUUUAAAAAGGUGACUUUUUAAAUUUUUAUUUAGUAUUAAUAGUGUAUGCAAGAAAUUGAUUUUGUUUUUAACAUUUAAAGUGUUAUUUAAAAAACAAAAACAAAUAUUUGGGGUGGAGUGGGGGACAAAUAGGGUACUUCAAUGUGCAGACAAAAUGUUAUUCAUUCGGUAGCUAAUGUACGUGUGUAUGUUUUUCAUAUCAUUUUGACUCUAAAUUUAUAUUUUGGUAAAUAACAUAUAUUUACGAUUCAAAAGUU
This is a messenger RNA of Patiria miniata (bat star), 1864 nucleotides long. Its product is annotated as transmembrane protein 256 homolog. Bases 17 to 379 code for a protein of 120 amino acids. The transcript has 4 exons. The record is from RefSeq and is a predicted model, not a curated record. Lineage: Eukaryota; Metazoa; Echinodermata; Asteroidea; Valvatida; Asterinidae.